CCAAAACAACAACAACAAGAAAUCUGUCAGAUAUUUUUUUUUCAAUAGAUCUACUGUAGUGAUGAAACUUCUAUAAUCACAUGAUGGGAGAUAUAACAAACAAAAAGUCUUUGCUUUGCGAGCUGAACAAAAACCCUUUAGAAGUUUUCAAAUCGAAGGCAGAUGAACUGACAGAAAUAGCAAGUCAUAUGCCAGAUAUGUACCGACCAGAUGCUAAACGUUACUUUCAUCAAAAUUGUGACGGUUUAAUAGAACUUCUUGGAUUAGAAAGAGAUUUUGAAAAUGUAUCUACAGAAAGCAGCCUUGAUACAGAUACAGGUGGGGCUAUAAUUGAAAUAACUGAUAGAACAGUAUUACCUGAAGUUAGCGAGACAAGUAUUUUCAAGGUAGAUGCUCAAACUGAUACACACACCAAUGGUUCAGAUGUCAAUGAAGACAAAAAUAUAAUUUGUAUUGAUGAACUUAAAACAUGUAGUAAUCCUGAGUUGAGUGAUGUGCCGAGAAUGGCUGAAGCAAAAAAGAUUGACAAGGAUACAUGUACCUUUGACCCUGCAAGAAAUGUUAAUAUGAUAUCUCCUGAAAAUAAGAAGAAAAGAACACUUUAUCAUGACGACCAUUUGGAAAUAUUCUGUGAGUCAACUCAAGUGACAGAAAGAGAAAUGAAAAGUAAUGAUGAAAAAAGAAUAGAAAUUAAAUCGAAAUCGAAAUCCUUUGAUGAAGGAACUAAUGAGAGCUUUAACGCUGCAAUAGUAAAUAGAAAUAUAGAUAAUCUGUCUGGAGACAUUGUAGAUAAUACAGAGAAAAUGGAAACAGUACCUGAUACCAAAUGUGAAGUAACAGAGUUGAUCAAUUGCAUUCCAAAACUUGCACAGUAUAUGGACAUAGACCCUAAAAAUGUGACACUACUUAAAGAUGAUGACCAAGGUGAGGAUGAUGACAAAUGUAUUCACAUGUCUGUUGAGUUAUCGGAUGGGACAGUACAGAAAUUUAAAAUAGCGGGGUAUAUUCCAGGAAUGCUUGGCCAUGCUGCUAGUGUUACAUCAGAAAGUGCUGAAACAGGAAUAAAUAACGCGGGACUUGAUAAGAAGAAAACACCUGAAAAUGUGGUCACGAGAGAUGGUACGGGAAGAGAUCGUUCAAUAUUGGGUAGAAGAUUACGUACAAGGCCGCAUAAAGCUCCCGUCAUCCGUAGAGGGCCAGGUCGGCCAAAAAAUGAAAAUAUCCCUGCACCAGAGAAGAAUGAGAAUGGGGAGAUGUUUUAUAGAUGUGAGGAAUGUAAAGCUAAAGUGAAGACUUAUAAUGCUCUCAUAGUCCACAUGAGAACUCACACAGGUUCUCGGCCAUUCCAAUGUUCAUUCUGCAAUAAAUCAUUCACUACGAAGGGAAAUAUGAAGGCUCAUGAGAUGACCACACACAGUGACAAUAAACCAUGGAAAUGUGAAUAUUGCAAUAAAUCAUUCAAGGAGAAAAAAGUGUUGAAGGUACAUGAAAGGAUUCAUACUGGGGAGAAACCAUACAGAUGCAGUAUUUGUGAUAAGGCUUUCUCACAGAGGUCUGUGAUGUUAGAACAUAUGUUUACACAUUCCAACAAUAGACCACACCUCUGUGAUUUCUGUGGACAGGGAUUUAGAGGAUUAUCAUCAUUAAAAUCUCAUAAAAAGAGGCAUAUUGGUAAACGAGAAUUUCAGUGCGAGUCUUGUGAAAGGGCAUUUGUGUGUAAAAAUGACUUAAAACGUCACAUGUUGACACACACUGGUGAUAAGCCCUAUACCUGCCAUAUUUGUCUGAAAGCAUUCGCUCGCCACUCAUAUCUGAAGGAACACGUAAAUCUGCAUACAGGGUCACGACCUUUCACGUGUACUGAAUGUAAUCACACGUUUUCUGACUCAAUGUCCUUACAUAGACACAAGCAAAAACAUGUCAUGGGUGAAGCAAGUUUGCUACAAGAGGACGUUAAUGAGGCAAACAAUGAAACUAGGGUGACUGAUGAUAACAUUCCCACUGCUGGUAUGGAGCAAAGCUUAACUUUAGAAAUUCCGGAACACGUGACGUUAAGUGGCGAAGAAACGUCUAUUCAGGUUGUUGUUGAUGAAAAUACAAGUGUUGAAGAUUUUCAAAAGCUCCAUUCUCUGUUGCUAUCGGCAACCGGAAAUGGCGAGUUAAUGAUGAAUUCACAGGAUGCUGCAAAACAUCUGUAUCAAGUUUUAUGUGUUAACCCUGAUACACAGGAAGUUUUGGGACAUGUUGAAGGUCAGGAGGUCAUUGUUGAAGGUCAGAGUGCGGAUGUUACAGAAAUAAAUUUACAGUAUAUUUGAUAAUAUAUUAUUCAUAGAAUGAAAAUAAAAGAAAGUAUUAUA
Molecule: messenger RNA, 2357 nt
Organism: Ruditapes philippinarum (Manila clam)
Lineage: Eukaryota; Metazoa; Mollusca; Bivalvia; Venerida; Veneridae
Product: zinc finger protein 358-like
Exons: 9
Coding region: 81-2315 (744 amino acids)
Biological process (GO): regulation of transcription by RNA polymerase II
Molecular function (GO): RNA polymerase II cis-regulatory region sequence-specific DNA binding; DNA-binding transcription factor activity
Source: RefSeq, a predicted model, not a curated record